AUGACUGUAAAUGCCGAAAAGAGUAAUGGAGGGCUUAAUUGGUUUGUAACAGGUUUAUUUAUUGUAGCACAAUUAGCUGGAGGAGGUAUUGUUGCUUUGCCAACAGCUGUGAUUCAAUCGGGUUUAUGGACGGGCAUUUUUCUCAAUAUUCUUCUUACAAUAAUGGCUUGCUCUACAUCUAUAAUGCUUGGAAAGUGUUGGUUAAUUUUACAAAGACGUUGGCCUGGUAUUUAUAAAGAUAAUCAUUGCCGAGAACCUUAUCCAGAAAUUUGUAUGAGGGCUUUAGGCCCUCGAUUUAAGUAA
Meloidogyne enterolobii is the source of this 303-nucleotide messenger RNA. The record is from the annotation of a GenBank genome assembly. NCBI's taxonomy places the organism in Eukaryota, Metazoa, Nematoda, Chromadorea, Rhabditida, Meloidogynidae.